Molecule: messenger RNA, 399 nt
Organism: Suillus subalutaceus
Lineage: Eukaryota; Fungi; Basidiomycota; Agaricomycetes; Boletales; Suillaceae
Exons: 5
Source: RefSeq, a predicted model, not a curated record
CGCCACAAUGUGCAGGACUACUAGUGCCCAGUGUGGCUGCUACAUCGACCCUAGGCCUGUCACCCAUAGUUGUAAUUUCUGUAUGCUCGUUGCAACAAAUGCUCCUUGUGUAACCAACAAUCGUCACCAAGGAUGACUAGACUAACACACGGUAUUUUCUCUACCAAUGUUUUGGUAUGCCUCACCCGGGCCCCCGUGGCAGUUGUCGGAGACAGACAUUGUUUCAUGUUUAUUGUUGUCACAACGUACGUAGUACCUUUACGGUCUGCUACCAUUUGCGUCAAGGACCAGUUGUUUCCAAUUACUGGACCACCCGCAGUUGGUCUUACGUUGCGUUACACUUACGUUCAUUGUGUCACGGUCUAUGUUGUUGAAUGACGACUGGCGCUUCAUGACACG